This is a messenger RNA of Necator americanus (New World hookworm), 528 nucleotides long. RefSeq lists its product as uncharacterized. Bases 1 to 528 code for a protein of 175 amino acids. The record is from RefSeq and is a predicted model, not a curated record. The transcript has a single exon. NCBI's taxonomy places the organism in Eukaryota, Metazoa, Nematoda, Chromadorea, Rhabditida, Ancylostomatidae.
AUGACUCAAUUUACACGGAUUGUCAAUCUCCCAAUGACCCAAUGGGGAGCAGACUUGGAUAGCUCCGUUUCGGUCGUUGAAGUACCACCGAACAAUUUGAAACGUCAGCUAGUUCGAAAUCGUUUGUACGAUACCGUCUGUACAACACCGAACUGUAUUAUUUGUCCCACAGGUAGACUAGGAGACUGCUUGAGAUCCGGAGUAAUCUACCUGAUUUAUUGUACGAACUGCGGCGACGAGUAUGUCGGUGAAACGGCACGACUGCUAUAUGUCCGCAUCAAAGAGCACGUGAACGACAAGAAUAGGUUACGAGAAUGGACACCUUUAGGUGCCCAUAGAACACAAAGACACGACGGAGCCGAUUUUGAAAAUAGGGUCCAAUUUUUAGCGCACGAAUCAAAAACGUUGGCUCGAAAAUCGCUGGAAGCAUUUUGGAUCCAAUCCAAAAAUGAACCGCAAAGGCGAAUGUCUGUCGAUAAUACGGGAACUCGCGCCAUAUCUCGAAUGGUUCUUUCUAUUCAAAUGUAA